This is a messenger RNA of Astrephomene gubernaculifera, 1097 nucleotides long. Lineage: Eukaryota; Viridiplantae; Chlorophyta; Chlorophyceae; Chlamydomonadales; Astrephomenaceae. The record is from the annotation of a GenBank genome assembly.
GUCAGGGGGACAUGCGGGAGCAGGUGGCGGGUAUCCUGGCGGCCAUCAAGCUGCAGAAGUGGGAGCCCGUCAUCUUCUUCUCCUUCGCGCGGCGGGACUGCGAGUCCUACGCAAAUGCGCUGCUGCAGCGGAAGGAGACCCCGCGGGAGCAGCAGUCCGACGCGCCGGAGACGUUUGACUUCAACUCGGCGCAGGAGAAGCUGCAGGUGGAGGAGAUCUACUCCAACGCGCUGACGUGUCUGAGCGAGGCCGACCGGCAGCUGAAGCCCAUCAGCCGCAUGCUGCCGCUGCUGCGGAGGGGCAUCGGGGUGCACCACUCGGGUCUGCUGCCCAUUUUGAAGGAGCUGAUUGAGAUCCUGUUCCAGGAGGGGCUUCUCAAGGUGCUGUUCACCACCGAGACGUUCGCCAUGGGCCUCAACAUGCCCGCCCGCUGCGUGGUGUUCACCGCCAUGCGCAAGUGGGACGGCUCGGAGAACAGAUGGGUCAGCUCGGGGGAGUACAUCCAGAUGUCGGGUCGUGCGGGUCGUCGCGGCAUGGACGACCGGGGCAUGGUGGUGAUGAUGCUGGACAGCCAGCUGGACGAGGAUACGUGCAGGGGGAUCAUGCAGGGCAAGCCCUCCCCGCUGCUCUCCUCCUUCAAGCUCACCUACUACACCAUGCUCAACAUGCUGCGCCGGCUGGAGGGCAGCGACACGGGCACCAUGGAGCACGUCAUCCGCAACUCCUUCCAGCAGUUCCAGCAGGAGAGCCAGAUGCCAAAGCUGGAGGCCGAGCUGAAGGAGCUGGAGGCCCAGAUGGCCGCCCUGGGUCGCGAGGGCGAGGAAGCCAUGGCCGCAUACGCCCGCCUGCGCGCCGACAUCGCCUCCGCCGCCGGCCAGCUGCAGGCGCUGCUCACACGGCCCGCGCACUGCCUGCCCUUCCUGCGCGCGGGGCGGCUGGUGCGGGUCAGCAGUGGCGGGGUGGACUGGGGCACCGGCGUGGUGGUGAGCGUCAGCAGGCGGCCGGACGCGCCGCCGCCGCCGCCGGCGGGGAGCGAGCAGGAGGACGACCGGGAGUCCUACCUAGUCGACUGCAUCCUCUCCCUGGACGCCUCCUCC